This is a messenger RNA of Megalops cyprinoides (Indo-Pacific tarpon), 1980 nucleotides long. It is a transcript of the gene hepacamb, whose product is annotated as hepatic and glial cell adhesion molecule b. Bases 63 to 1349 code for a protein of 428 amino acids. The record is from RefSeq and is a predicted model, not a curated record. The transcript has 7 exons. Lineage: Eukaryota; Metazoa; Chordata; Actinopteri; Elopiformes; Megalopidae.
CGUGCCCUGAGUGGGCAAAUCAUGCUAAUUGUCUGGGAGAGAAACUCAGCGCUAGACCCAAGAUGAAGGCAGAGAGGGAGGCUUCCUCGAAAGCGUCGCCCUUUCCUGCAGUUUUGCUCAACUUGUGUCUUCUCAUUUUUUCCCAGUCAGGUGGGGUUCAGGCGGUAAAUAUCACCAGCCAAGCCUCUCUGAUCAGGGGUACCCUGGGAGGGGAGGCCCUGCUCUCGGUGCGCUACACCAGCACCAGCACCGACCAGCCUGUCAUCAAGUGGCAGCUGAAGCGUGAUAAGCCUGUCACGGUGGUCCAGUCCAUCGGCACCGAGAUCAUUGGGAACCUGCGGCCCGAGUACCGCGACCGCAUCCUGAUCUUUGAGAAUGGUACCCUGCUGCUCCACAACCUGAAGCUCUCUGACGAGGGUGCAUAUGAGGUGGAGAUCUCCAUCACCGAUGACACCUUCACUGGGGAGGGAAGUGUUAACCUCACCGUGGACGAACCAGUGUCGAGACCCUAUGUCCACAUGGUGGCCUCCACUGUGCUGGAGCUGAGCGAACACUUCACUCUCAACUGCUCCCAUGAGAAUGGGACCAAAUCCAUCUACAGCUGGCUGAAGGGGGGGAAGCCACUGACCAAUGACUCACGCCUGCAGCUGUCACCUGAUCAAAAGAUUCUGACCAUCACACGAGUGCUGAUGUCUGAUGAUGAUGUGUACAGCUGCACAGUGGAGAACCCAAUCAGCAGCAUGAGAAGCCCACCCAUCAAACUCACCGUCUACAGGCGGAGCUCUCUUUAUAUCAUCCUCACCACUGGGGGCAUCUUCCUCCUCAUCACCUUGGUAACAGUCUGUGCCUGCUGGAAACCCUCCAAAAAGAAAAAAAGGCAGAGGGACAAACAGAGCACCUCAGAAAGUGCAAGUCAGAAUGAGGCCAAGCAUGAGGUUGAUGUUGUGCCAAAAAUGAAGGGGCAUGAACGGAGGAACCCAGUGGCCCUAUACGUACUCAAGGAACAAGACUCCCCCGAAAGGGAGAACGGGUCUCCAGGCAGCUCACGCAGCCCCUCGGAGCCAAGCAAUCCCCCCAGCUAUGCGAGCUCCCUGCCCCCAUCCUCGCGAUCCCCUGACCCCCCUGCGCGCUCUUCCCGUCGAUAUCCCAGAACCCCCGCCAGCUCCCCGCCUUCUCUCCAUCACAAGACACAUGGGCACCCUGCCGUCUCCCCCCCUCACCCCCGCAGUUCCGGUCGUAUGGCCCGCCCAACAGCGGGUAUACCUACAGUCCAACUACCAGAGGAUCAACCUCCGUCCCCCUUAGAAAAUGGUGCCCAGACGCAGACCCAGACCCAGACCCAAACCUAACCGUCUCCUGUCACCACCCUCCUCCUUGGCACUGCAGGGAUACAUUCUCCCUCAUCUUGUUCAUCAGUAUGCAUGUCAGUGCAUAAGAAAAUAGAAUCACCACACUAGGCCGUUCAGACCAUUUCAGCUUAUCACCUUGCAUGUAGUCUAAAAUGAAACUAUCACUGAGUCAAGUUUAAUCCUGAAGGAUUUCAGGUUCUCUGACUCCACUAUGAAUCCAUGCAAAGUAUUUCUCACAUUAAUAAAUCUCUGUGUUUAAGAAAUUCUUCAUAGAGUCAGUGCAAAAUGUAUGUACUGUAUGUAUAUAUGUUUUUAAGUUCAUCAGCUGCAGAACAGACUCAGAUCUCAGUUCUGUAGCAGAUGCUUUAUGGUCUAAGAGUUAAUUGGACCUGUGUCUACACCCUCUCUUUUACACCCACAACUCGGCAUAAUGGGAACAGUUAGGUCUUAGUGGAUAAUUUUCUCUUCUGACUGCUCCUGUGAAUUUGGGCAUGACCCAGAGAGUUACACAUAUGUUGACAUAGAAAGGUGUUGUUUUUUUUUGCUGUAUCUUGUAUUAGGACGUAUUAAAAUUGGAAAUAGAAGACACGUUUUACUUUAUGUCACUCUCCAUUGUAUCUUUGUAAAUAGA